UGAAAAGUCUACGUGGGGAAGAAAGGUUGGUCUGACCGUGUUGGAGCAGCUUCCACACCAGCAGCACCCAUGUCCAAUCCAGGCUAGCUGUGUUUCCCGUCGAACCAGUGUUCCUCCCCACCCCUGCCGACCAAAUGGUGGCGUAGGUGCAGCAGCCGGGGCGUAUAAAUGGGACGGAAAGCCGACGACAGCCUGUAAUGCUGCGCCGGGCGCGGCAGUGUCUCCGGCAGGUGCUGUUUCUGAUGGCCCGGAGACCCCAUCUCCUCUGCGGGGCUAUCGUGCUCGGCGUCCUGCUCAUACUGGCUGUCAAGUUCACAUGCAGCCGUGCAAAGAAUGUGGUGGCACCAGCUCGUCCUCCAGUUCGCUUCUUUUCCACAGACGCCCCCGUUGUGGACCUCUACCUGGGUCAGCUAGACCAGGUGGAGCGUCUCAGGAGUGUGGCGGAGGUGUCCCUCAUUUUUUUCUAUGCACCAUGGUGUGCCCAUUCGAUGGCCGCCCGGCAGGAGGUGCAGCAGGUUGCAAAGAAGCUCGCCAAACAGGUGCAGUUUGUGGCCAUCAACUGCUGGUGGAGUCAAGGGAAGUGUAGGAAACAAAACCGCCUCUAUCAGUAUCCCAUCAUCCACCUGUUCUACAGAAGGUUCGGGCCCAUACAGUACAAAGGUCCAUUUGUGGCUCCUUAUGUGGAGAGUUUUAUCCUUAAAGUCAUCACACCACUCACUUACCUCCCAUCAAGAGCCACACUUGAAGAGUUCCUGUCUUAUCAUGAGCCUCGAGUGGUGGGGUUCUUCCAGUUUAACUCUUCUCCUCAGCCUCCUGGGUACAUCACAUAUCUGUCGUCUGCCCUGCAGGCCCUGAAAAGAGGUAAGAACAUGACAUUCCGUGGCGUCGUUCGCUUCGGGGUCGUGACCAACAGACAAGUGGCAGAGACCAUUUCAGUGAUAGAAGAUGGAACCGUUUACCUCCACCGGAGAUUUAACUCCUCCUUGAUUUUCCCUCGAAAAGAACGCAACUUCACAUCAGAAGCUAUCUGUAGCUGGGUGUUUGAACACCACGAGACCGUCCUCCAAUGGCUGCAGCCGCCAGGGACAAAGUCCCGCCUCCUGGAGCAGGAGCUGACAAAGGGUCCGGCACUGCUGCUGUUCCUGCCAUACAAUCCACUCGGCACCAAACCCAGUCCUGUUUUACAGCAGGUUGCAGAUGUCGCUAUGCGUUAUCAUUCCUGUAACAACAAUAACCACUCCAGCGUGGACAGAAGUUUCACCUCCCACUCACUGUGCUGCCACUCGGUUCUUCUCCCACAGUCCAGGACAGCUGUCUGCGAGGUGUGUCUCAACCCACCAGGACCCAGUGGGAGCAGCUCGUCUGUUCGCUGCUCGUUCCCCUCCUCGGUUCACAUGGGGGGGCUGUCGGUGUCUUCUCUCCGACACUGCUGCCUCCACCCCCUCCCUGUCCUCGAGUCCACGCAAACUGCAGCCUCAGUGGGUUGUAGCAACUUUCUGAACAGCUACAGCCCGUUUAGUCAUUACAGUGCCUGCUGCAGAAAAAUAGAACCUCAACUCAAUGAAUCGUCUUCGCAAACCAAAGAAGGGCUAGACGAGGACAAAGUCCCCCUUUUGCCUUCUACGUCCGGAUCUCCUCUUCCUCAGCAGGAAGGAGACGGGUUCACAGGGCUCCGCUGUCGGACCAACAAGACGCUCAGGUUUUAUGUGCUUGAUGUUGCUCUGAACUGGCCUCUGGCAGUCAGGCUCGGCGCAACAGGCAACACUAGUGCUGUCCCUCAGCAGGAGGCUGCUGGGAAAGGAGACUGCUCGUUCGCAACCAUCGUGAACCUGAAGGAUGAGGUUCAUUACGUUCUCCACCGCAGCCCUGCAGCAACACUCACAGAGUCUCUGGAGGCGUUCAUCAGGAACUUCAGCGCUCCGUACAGCCUCCUGCAGAGACACCUGGUUGGAGAGGAGGACAGGAAGGGAAAGGAUGAGGGACAACGUCCGUCCACUCCACGGCCACUCAUUGCAGAGCUGACCACCUCCUCCUUCCUGUCUACAGUCAUGGAUGUCCAAAAGGACGUGCUGCUCUUCUACUACACUCAGUGGUGUGGAUUCUGCUCCGUUCUCAACCACAUCAUCAUCCAACUGGCCAGAUUACUACAGGGCAACAGCGCCAUCACUGUGGCCAGGGUGAAUGUUGCACGUAAUGAUCUUCCAUGGGAGUUCAUGGUGGACCACGUUCCCUCUGUUCUGCUUUUUCCCAGAUACAGAAAACAUUACAGUGUGAAGUUUCCCGACUCCCUGCCCAUCACCUUACCCAACCUCCUCCACUUCAUCCUUAAACACUCUGGUUCUGUUCAACAUCCGGAGGGGCCAGCAUCGUCUCCUGAGUCCAACGGGUCGGGACCCAGCGCCCUCCUGCGAGCAGAGUUUCAGGCUCUGCAGCGCGAGGUCGAGGUGCUGCAUCGAGCCCGCGAGCAUCUUUCCCAACAGCUGGCUCAGCUGUGGCGCAACAACCGCCAGCUGACAUUUGACGCGCGCAGCCUGGAGGCCCACAAUGCCGAGCUGCAGAGAGAGAGGCGGAGUCUGGAAGAGCAGCACCGGGAGAAGAGCCGACAGCUGGGGGAGGCGGUGAGACGACUGCAGGAGCUGGCGGACACAUCGGAAAGCCUGCUGAAUGAAAACACACUGCUCAGAGUCCUGCUGAGGGCUCUGAAGGACAGGACAGACGCAAAAGAACAGGAGGAGACGGACAGAAAAGCUGCAGAACAGAAAAGAAGUCAUAUGGCCUCCUGAUGGUCAGUGUGUGCAGAGACGACUGGGACGGACGAGGAAAGAAAAAAGCUGUGAUUAGAUCUGAGAAACAUGGUGAAACAGAAGGGAAACGGAACAACAUGAAGCUGAAAUAAGGAGGCAUGUAAAAGCCCAAAUUAAAACCAAGACAGCUGCAAAGUUAGAGAACUGUGGAAACACUUUAAGAAAAAUGUGGAUAGGUUGGUUAACUGGCACUGAUGUAGUUCUGUAAGAAUAAGAAGUUCUGUGGAGCCAAUUUCAUGUCCAAAUCUUAAAAAAAAAAAAGUACUAUCUGUGAUUCAUUAAUUGAAAUGAUUCAGUGUGGUUUGCAAAUUGACAACUUACUCAUCAAACAAAUACACAACAAAUUAUAAUUUUUAAUACAGCUAAAAAGAAAAACAAAUCAUCCUAAAAACACAAAAAAAACACACUGUUGGAGAAUCAUCCCACUGUCUGUACUCAUCGUUCAUAAAUGUCUUAACUAAUUCACCUCCACAACAGUAGGUGGCGCUACGAGUCAGGUUAAAAAUCCCAGUGUUGUGCUGAGUUCACUCGAUAUCAGCUGUUAAAUUAAAUAACACACCACCUUUAAGUUUAUUUUGAGAGAUUAUUAAAACCAAAUUAUGUCAGCAUCGUUACAUUUCGGGUUGUUUUAGCCAAAUAUCUUAUUUGAUGAAUUAUUCAGGAGUUAAUUUCAUAGCUGCCAAGGUUUGCGUUCCAUGUUUUGUUUUUCUUUUUAACAAAAUUAAUGGCAUAAACCAACAUUAUCAACUAUUUGCAGAAGCAGCUAAAGCCCAUAGAUGAGAGGAUAUCCCAAUUUGUAUAUUUAUGACAUCAUUGUUUUAGUAUUUAUGGAUAUUUGAGUGCAUAUUGUGGGAAAAAAAAAGUUAUAUAAAGGGUUUAAUAAUUCAGAAGAAAGGUUUGCUAUCUAUCUUAAAAAAUGUGAACAUGAACAACCUCAUUCCAAUUCUGGUUUCUACCAAAAUUUCUUGCAUAGUCAAAUAUUGUUGGUAACAGGUACACACUUGAUGCUGGACAAAAGAAAAUUGAAAAAAAGGAGUAGAAAUAGUCUGUUUGGAACUACUGUAGAAAUGUACGACAAUGUGGACUCGAAGGUUAUGAAAGUACCAGUUUUCAUUUUUGCACCUUUACAAAGGGAGUGUUAUUUGUCAGAGCGCUUGUCACCCCCUGCUGGUGUGGAGGUGAAUGACUCAGGCCAAACAUGGAGGAAAAAGUCUUAUUUUUAUUCUAUUUUUGACUUUUGUAAAGAUACGCUACUCAUUUCUAAAUCAUGAGGUAUUAGAAACAUGUCUUCAUUUGAUAUUUAUAUUUUGUAAUUGCAAAACACAAUCAGUCAGUUUGUUAAUCUUUGUUUUUAUAUCCUCCUGAGACCCAGGAAAGUAAAAGUUUUGGCCUUCUUGUAUUAAAAAUUAAAUAAUUACCUCAAUUGGAAACAGCAUAAUGCAAGUUUUUUCAGAUACAUUUUUGUAAUCAAUGGAGAGCUUUUUUUUUUUUUUUUUUUAGGAAAGCUGUAAAACAAAAAUAUACUGCUGGGUCUCAGGCAGAUAUUUGCAAACCACAUUUCCACAUUUUGUGAAAUUGCAGAUUUUAAGUUUUGAUUGUAAUAAAUUAGCUCCAUAAAUUCAGUGCCAAUCGUCCGAGGUCGACAACUCAGUGCUGAUGCUUCCGGCAGGUCGAUGUUUGUUAAAGACUGAAGGUAAAAGCUGAUUGGUCAGAUCUGCAGAUAUAUUUGGUCCCAGCUCUGAACGUUGCACUCAUCUGCUGCUUUAAAAGCCGAGCGUUCCGACCACAUCACCUCAGACGACGCUCCUCAACAGGUCGCUGAUUCUCAGUCGAUUACACCAUUUCAGGAAAAGUGCGUGAAUAGAGGUUAGCUGUAGAAUUUGGAUACAGGGAAAGAGGGCUACUAAUGCAGCUGAGACUUAUUUAUUGGUGGAUUUAUGGCACCUGCUCGCUGAUCUGGAGUUGAGCAUAAGAGCACUUGAAAUAAUUAGUAAGAGUUUUGUGUUUUUGAAGGGGAUACUUGUUUGUUUGUUUGUUUGGGGUUUUUUUUGCUUUUGUUAAACUGAUCUAUUUUUACAGGAAUAAUUGAGUCACUAAAAGAUCAUUUCUACGUUAACUCUUCAGGUAUUACGAAUGAGAUGCUGCAAUUGUUUACAUGUGAAAUAUUGCACCCGUUUUUACUGAUUAAAACUCUUUCAUCUUA
Messenger RNA from Sphaeramia orbicularis (orbiculate cardinalfish), 5007 nucleotides. It is a transcript of the gene txndc11, whose product is annotated as thioredoxin domain containing 11. NCBI's taxonomy places the organism in Eukaryota, Metazoa, Chordata, Actinopteri, Kurtiformes, Apogonidae. The record is from RefSeq and is a predicted model, not a curated record. The coding region runs from base 198 to 2783 and encodes 861 amino acids. The transcript is spliced from 13 exons.